AAACGAGCAAAACACAUCAUGUGAAAUUGCUGAUCUGGAAGUCUUAUAAUGGUAUCAGCUGUCAGCACGCUGCUACAGCCGGGUGAGAAUUAACACCCACUACCAGCCAAAAGCUGCCACUUUCUGCACAGUGGUUUUUUGCUUUUUGAUGCGACACCCCAAGAUGGUGUGGAGACAACAGCACUUAAAAACACGCCUCCUUCUGAACUGGUUGCUGUGCUCUGGAUGUUUUGGUGUUAAAUAUGGGUAAUGCAAAGUCAGCCAAACAAAGAAGUGAAAACACAAAUAGGGUGACAGGCAUAGCAUCCUUGUUUCAGAAAGACUCUGGUCCCCAAAGAGCAGAACUUCAGACGCAAACCACUGAGGUCUGAAUUACAGAGAAGUCUCAGAGCAGCUUAUACUGUAUUUUCUGGACUUGCACCUGGAGGUGAGUCAAAGCCAGGUAUGGAAAGCUAUCCAACAACAAAAGAUUCUGUAACCAUAUAUCCAAAUUACGAUGAUGAUUAUGCCAACUCCACCACAGAGGGAAACUUCAGUGGUGAUCUUGUAGAGCUAUGCGAAGCCAGCAGAGGACAGCAGCUCACCAUCACAGUCAUCCAGACGACAGUCUUCCUCAUUGUCUUCAUUUUAGGCAUAGUUGGGAACGGGCUGGUCAUUGCCACCUUUGCGCUGUACCGCCGCCUUCGUCUGCGAUGCAUGACCGAUGUCUUCCUUUUCUUCCUGGCUCUGUCUGAUAUGCUGCUUCUGCUGACAUUGCCUUUACAGACGGGCGAGACGCUGGUUGGCAGCUGGGUGUUUGGUGAGGCACUGUGCAAGAUGAAUCGUGGCAUGUAUGCCAUCAACACCUACAGUGGUCUGCUGUUGUUGGCGUGCAUUAGUGUUGAUCGCUAUUUGGUGGUGGUUCGCACCAAGGCCGUGCGGAGGCUGAAUUCUGGCACGCUAUGCUACGGCACACUGUCUGCUGUCGCUGUCGCAGUGACUUCUGUCAUCCUAAGCCUGCCAGACCUGCGCUUCUCCUCUGUAAAUGAAGACAUGGGUUCAACAGACCUCUUGUGCAACAUGAACGUGUGGGCCGAUGAAGGUAGUAAAUGGAAGCUGUGGGCCCAGGUGUCAAAGAUCGCAGGGUUCUGUAUUCCUUGCGUGGCGAUGGUGGUUUGUUAUGGCGCAAUAGGCCGCGUGCUGGUCCGUGCUGGUGGGAAUUACUGGCGUAGACAGAGGACUCUGCGUCUGAUGGCACUGCUGGUGGUUCUUUUCCUGCUGUUCCAGCUACCCUACACAGUGGUACUGUUGCUCAGAAUAUUCACACCGAUACCAGGAUCCUGUGACAAAUGGACCAGGGUCCAUUUUGAGGAAAACUUGACACGCAACCUGGCGUAUGUGCGAUGCUGCCUUAACCCUUUGCUCUACGCACUGGUUGGCGUAAGAUUCAGAAAUGACAUCAUAAGGUUGUUGAUGGAUGCCAGGUGUGCGUGCUCGUGUAUAUCGCACCUGACGCGACACUAUGACAAUGGAAGCUCCGUUACACCCUCCUCCUAUGCUCCAAACAUGCUUUCACACCAGUCCUCGGCUUACCUGCCUGCAAAGAACACACCUGCUUCGGCAAAACUCACUGCAGCAGCAGACACAUCUCAGACCUUAAUUUAUCCUGUAUCUGCGAAAAGGACUUCUGUUAUUGGCUGGUGUCAUCAGUGAUUGCUGAACAUCAGAUGGCUCUGAAAUAAAUCCCUUCUAAGUUUAAAAGCAACAAGAGACACAAGUUUUAUAUAUUGGAGACAACUCAAGUUUUAUAUACAAUCUGCACCAUGACAAGAUAGAUGUAGAUGUAUUAUAUUGCACUCAACUUAUAAACUAUGCUUUUUUGGAAAAGUAUUUUUUCACCCAUUUUUGUUCUGUUUAAAUGUGUUGUAAAUGAUUCCAGUCCACCAGUUUGCUAACUUCAAUGAUAUGCACUCUCUAAAAAUACACACCCUAUGAAGACAUGUAAGCCAGCCUGAUGUCAUCAAACAUGAAAUUUAAAAAUUAUUCACAGGCAGAGAGCAUUUCUGAUUGGCUACAAAAUUGUGGGCUUGUUUACUGUUCAGACCCUAGAGCUGUGAAAGACAGGUGUGAUUUCUUUAGACACCUACUUCAAUUAAAUCUGUCAUAUAGUAGGGACAUUUAAUGCACAGUGAUAAAUGAAUAGUUCACUCAAAAAUGAAAAUUCUCUCACCAUUUACUCACCCUCAUGCCAUCCCAGAUGUGUAUAACUUUAUUUCUUCUGCUGAUCACAAAUUAAGAAUUUUAGAAGAAUAUUUCAGCUCUGUAGGUCCACACAAUACAAGUGAAUGGUGACCAAAACAAAGGCAGCAUAAAAGUAAUCCAUGUGACUCCAGUGGUUAAAUCCAUGUCUUCUGUUUAGAAUUGAAUGGACCUACGGAGCUGAAAUAUUCUUCUAAAAAUCUUCAUUUGUGUUCUGCAGGAGAAAGUCAGUCAUACACAUCUGGGAUGGCAUUAGUGUAAAUUAGAAUAAAUGAUAAGAGGAUUUUAGUUUUGGGGUGAACUAUUCCUUUAAAAAAAAUCACUUGCCUUUAAAUAAAGGCAGCAAAUAUCAUUUGUUGUAAAUACAUUUUGCAUAAAUAAUUACCAUAAAAAAAAAACACAGUUUUUGUGUAUGUUAUUGCAUGCUUUUCCUUUCCUGCAAUUAUCACGCUACUGGCAAAACUGCAAAAGAAACAAUAUUUUAUUAUUAUUAUUAUUUUUAUUUUUUUAUCUUGUUUACAAAAUUACCAGUUUUAAUACUUUCAUAAUGUUGAGUAUGAAUGUAAAUAAAUUCUGUGCUUAAUUCUUAAUUCUUGUGUUUUGUAGCAAAGGAAGCCCUUAUGCAAAUCCACAACAGUGAUUUAAAUGCAGUGCUUGAAGUGGAAGGAAAAAGUGCUAUUACUCCCUUUUUUAAUAUUAAACUCGAUAUUUUUGUAAAUCCUCUGAGACUUUGCUUUUGUUCAAGGUAUAUGUUUAUUUAAAAUAAAUACAUUUGAAAGUUUGUACUAAUUUCUUAAAGGGAUGCCAGAUUAUCUUAGGUUAUUGUUUAUGAAAACUAAGUUAAAACAAUUUGAUCAGUAAAAGUUUAUAUCUUUGACCAUUUCAAC
Molecule: messenger RNA, 3125 nt
Organism: Myxocyprinus asiaticus (Chinese sucker)
Lineage: Eukaryota; Metazoa; Chordata; Actinopteri; Cypriniformes; Catostomidae
Product: C-C chemokine receptor type 7-like
Exons: 3
Coding region: 445-1692 (415 amino acids)
Biological process (GO): chemotaxis; G protein-coupled receptor signaling pathway; immune response
Cellular component (GO): membrane
Molecular function (GO): chemokine receptor activity
Source: RefSeq, a predicted model, not a curated record